CGCGUAGGCCAGGAAGCGCAGGCCUUCCCUUCACCGGCCGAGUUAGGCAAACUGAUGCUGUGUCGACCCGGUGACCAUGGCGGUGUUUCACGACGAGGUGGAGAUCGAGGACUUUCAGUAUGACGAGGACUCGGAGACAUACUUCUACCCCUGCCCCUGUGGGGAUAACUUCUCCAUCACCAAGGAAGAUUUGGAGAACGGAGAAGAUGUGGCAACGUGUCCUAGCUGCUCUCUCAUUAUAAAAGUGAUUUAUGACAAAGAUCAGUUUAUGUGUGGAGAAACAGUCCCCGCACCUUCAACCAACAAAGAGUUAGUUAAAUGCUGAAGAAGCCCAGAGGAACCCAAAUCCUGAGCAUUAGGGAAUGGCCUCAGGUGGAUGGAUUGAGUGCUAAGUUAACAAGCUCUGCAUAGGACAGCCGUCUUGUGGCUUGCUUCCAGGAGGGGUAUGCAUCAUCAUCAG
Molecule: messenger RNA, 460 nt
Organism: Phodopus roborovskii (desert hamster)
Lineage: Eukaryota; Metazoa; Chordata; Mammalia; Rodentia; Cricetidae
Product: diphthamide biosynthesis protein 3
Exons: 1
Coding region: 77-325 (82 amino acids)
Biological process (GO): protein histidyl modification to diphthamide
Molecular function (GO): metal ion binding
Source: RefSeq, a predicted model, not a curated record